Bacidia gigantensis is the source of this 2808-nucleotide messenger RNA. RefSeq lists its product as uncharacterized. The coding region runs from base 1 to 2808 and encodes 935 amino acids. The record is from RefSeq and is a predicted model, not a curated record. Gene Ontology annotation, biological process: phosphatidylinositol dephosphorylation. NCBI's taxonomy places the organism in Eukaryota, Fungi, Ascomycota, Lecanoromycetes, Lecanorales, Ramalinaceae. Gene Ontology annotation, molecular function: phosphatidylinositol-4,5-bisphosphate 5-phosphatase activity. The transcript has a single exon.
AUGCCGGAUCCUGCAGAGUCCCCUUCGCCAGCUAUCUUUCCUCAAGACGAUGACCCCCUACCCUCUCCUCCUCCUGGUGGCUUCCCUCCAGACUCCCCUCGGAUAGCCCCAGAGCCAGUGUCACAGCCCAGUCUUACUGAGGCCGUGUGGGAUCGAAGAGCAGACUACACCAUACCGAGAAAAGUUCAGAUAAAGAUCGGCACGUGGAAUGUUGCAUCUCUCAACCACACAGACAAAGAUAUCGGUAAAUGGUUCACUGGUGCACAGGCGGAGGGUGAAAUUGCGGCUCCAAAGGAAGCACCAGAGCAGAAGCAUGGCUAUAUUGAAUCUAUCAAGAAAGCCGUCCACUUGGAGAAAUCAAGUGAUGUGGCUCAUGAAGAAGAGAUAGGCUUGUACGCCUUGGGUCUGCAGGAGAUCGUAGACAUCUCAUCUGCGGCAGAACUCUUGAAGCCAUAUGUUGACCCUCAUCCUGCGCAGAAAUGGAAGCAAGCUGUCGCAAAAGCGUUGCCGGGGAACUACCACCUGGUCGCAGAACAACAGCUACUGGGUCUUUAUGUCAUCAUCUACGCCUCUACAGCAAUGCUGCCUCUGAUCUCAAACGUAAGCGUCAAUAGUACUGCGACGGGAGGGAUGGGUUGGAUGGGCAACAAGGGUGCUGUCGCGGUAAGACUUGUCCUAGGCCAAACGACAAAGGUAGUCUUUGUCAACUGUCAUUUGAGUGCUGGCGUCGAAAAGGGCAACCUCGAACGACGGAAUUGGGAUGUCAGUCAGAUUGUCAGCAGAACGAAAUUCACCGCUUUGGAGUACGGUAUUCACGAGGUGGAAGGACGCCAAGAGCAUAUUGGCGACGAAGACUUCUGCUUCUGGUUUGGUGAUCUCAACUACCGGCUUGAAGGCAUCCCAGGCGAGGACGUCCGAAGGCUUCUGAUGCUUCACACACACCAUCAAUCCUUAUCUACUUCUGAACUAUCCGACGUGACUGCUAAGGUAGCUUACUCAAAGCCUGUCUCCCAGGGAACCACCGUAGCCGAUCCUGAGACGGAUAAUGGUUCAUCUCAACAGCCGCACGACUCAGGGGACGCAAAUCUUUCAACGGUAUCAUCUCUUACGCUUGUUGAUAAUGAAAACACACCGGCAGAAGUGACAAUCGACCCUACCUCUAUGCAGUCCACGGUCUCUUCACUGCUUUCUCAUGAUCAGCUGCGAUCACAGAUGAAGGCCGAACAGACGCUGUAUGAUGGCUGGAGAGAAGGGGACAUACAUUUCCUUCCCACCUACAAGUACGAUUUAGGAACUCUCGGGUCAUUUGACUCGAGCGAAAAAAAGCGCAGCCCAAGUUGGUGUGAUCGGAUCCUGUUCCGCUCGAAAGAGGAUCGCCUUGCCUAUGAAACCAAAGCUAGUGAAAGAGUAGAGCGAGAGCAAGCGGCGGGAAAGUCUCAAUCCAACAGCGACAAAGACGAGUCCGUCAUCUUCGAUUACGACCCCGAGACAGAUGGCAUGGCCUAUGGAGACGAUCCUUCGAGGGAGACUCAGACUCCCAAAUCGUCUGAUACCAUCAAGGGUAGCUUAGAGCAGAAUACGUAUCGAUCGCAUCAGGACAUAUUAUCUUCAGACCAUAAGCCUCUUGACGCUCUUUUCUCCUUGUAUUUUGACGCUGUAGAUGAAGAGAAGAAAGCUCAAUUAAGAGGCCAGAUGGCCAAGGAAUUUGACAGGGAAGAGAAUGAAAGGCGGCCUACGGUAAGCAUUACAGCGGAGGAUACCAAUGAGGUGAUUGAAUCAAUCGACUUCGGACAGAUACAUUAUGAGGAGCCAGAGGUGCGCAAAGUCAUGAUCGCUAAUACAGGUAUUUCGACCGCUACGAUACAGAUCCUGAAGGGGCCCAGCCCAGACACUUCCGCAUCCCCUUGGCUGACGAUUCACUACGAUGAGUCCUCCGAUGAUCAUCCACAGGACCAUGUCCUUCGGCCAGGGGAGAAGAUUUCCGUGAAGACUACAAUUCACGUCACCGCUUUCGAUCAGGUGCAAAGUCUGAACAACGGUGACCAAUCUCUGGAAGACGUCAUGAUUCUGCGCGUUAUUGAUGGCAGGGAUUACUUUUUGCCUAUCGCAGGACAUUGGGCUGGUUCGUAUUUUGGACGCUCGUUGACUGCGUCAGAUGACUCAACUAUUGGGUCUCGCGCCGGUGCGGUUCCCCGCAGUAUUUCGAGCCUCGCUCAAAGCUUGGAUGGACUGGUCGAAAGAGCCGUAGCAGACAUGGCGAUGAAAGAAGAAAAAGGUCCGUGGGAGACAGAACCACGUUGGCCUUUCAAGGGUCACACCAAGGCGCCUGGCCAACGCAGAGAAAUCCAAUACCAUAUCAGGAGAAAUCUCGAGAGAAAUGCAGCGUUAACAACUGGCGUUCCCGAAGAGGCGGACAUUGUAGUCCAAGUUGAAGCAAUGGCGGAGGUUAUCCUAUCUUUCCUCGAAAGUCUUGAAGACGGCGUGAUCCCGAAAGAUUUGUGGGAAGAGCUAGACCGCGACAUGGGUUCACGCUCAAAAUUUCAAACAAAAGAAGAAGAGCAGUCGUUGAUGAUCGAUAUACUCGCAAAGUGGCCGCGUCACUGCGCUGCUCUCACUACAAUCACAUUCAUGCUUGCUAAGGUCGCUCAUGAGAUUGCGCCUCCACCUGCUGAGCGCCAUGGUAAGGCAUUGAGUGCGUAUACACACAUCUUUUCCGACGUACUGUUUCGAUACGAUGGCAUGCAGCAUUCGAAAAAGCGCAAGUAUACCGAGCGACACCGUAUACAUCUGCUCGAGACGUUCAUGUAA